This is a messenger RNA of Cantharellus anzutake, 744 nucleotides long. RefSeq lists its product as uncharacterized. The transcript has 3 exons. NCBI's taxonomy places the organism in Eukaryota, Fungi, Basidiomycota, Agaricomycetes, Cantharellales, Hydnaceae. The record is from RefSeq and is a predicted model, not a curated record. The coding region runs from base 1 to 744 and encodes 247 amino acids.
AUGAUGAGACUCAGGAGCGGUCGUGGCUACGUGCCUUUGGUAAGCCGACGUGGCCGAUCUCUCUCAGUCGACACAUUGGGAACAGUUACUAACGAAUUUUCCGUGCACAACGGGAGCCUGUUGGCAGAAGCUGCCGAGAUCUCUCCCGAGAUACAGAACGAACAGGACACGCUAGCGACGACACUAGAAGUCGAGCUAGGUGCCAGAGAAGCCAACGAGAACGACGGACACGAGAUAGAUCCAAGCACAGAACUUGCAGCUCCGGGGACUAGCCCCGUCAAUACCUGCAGCGCGAAUGACCGCAGCGCGGAUGGAACCUCUAGUGACAGAACGUUCGGAGACUACCUCUCAGACGAAGAGGCAGAUAUGUCGAUAGCCAGCGAAGACGACCUUCGUCCAACGGGGCAAGAUAACCCAGAACGCCCCAUUAUUCCCGUGCCCCCUCAGAACUCCCCUGACCCAUAUCCCCGAUUCAGUGAGAAAUCUUUCUCAUUGUCAGAUAUCUUAGCGAUGCCGGACGACGCUCUCAAUAAGAUCCUUCGCUUCGAAUAUAUUCAGCUACUGGCACUCAGACGGCUCGUGCGUCCACGUCUACUGAAAAAGGCAAAGGACGCGAACUACUUUCGCCCACGCUGCCAACACCACGUCAGUCGAAAGGCUAUGACUGAAGCCAUUGCAUGCGAUGUGCCCCACUUGCCCGCACGCGGGCGGUUGAUACCCUGCCUGCUAGGAUUCGAGUGCUGA